CAAAACCAAGAUGGCGCAGCCCACAGACUAACUUCGUUCGGUCGAGGUCGUCGAAGACCUCGAACGUUAUGAAGGCUCAAAAGUAACCAUGUUCGCGGGGAGACCGAUUCUUUGUUUUCCCACGAAACUAUCGAGACUUAUAAUCGCACUGAACAAACUGUCGUCGGCCAAUCACAGAUGCAGCGGAAGCACGCACAAUUCCCGAAGGACGCUAUGUCGCAGCAGCCGUUUGUUAAACGAGGAGCGCAACGAGUGGAAGGACCCAGAGUCAGAGGACCAAGUAGUAAAUAUCACAUACAUUAAAAAGGACGGUACCAGGGUUCCAGUACGUGGAAAAAUAGGCGACAACCUUCUGUACUUGGCCCAUCGGUACGGCGUCGAGAUGGAAGGUGCCUGUGAAGCAUCUCUUGCGUGCACAACAUGUCACGUUUACGUGAAGGACGACUACCUGGACAAGCUACCCGAAGCCGAUGAGAAAGAAGAGGACCUUUUGGAUCUGGCACCCUUCCUUAAGGAGAACUCGAGACUAGGUUGCCAGAUCAUUCUUACCAAGGACAUGGAAGGCCUGGAAGUGACCCUUCCCCUGGCAACGCGCAACUUCUACGUAGACGGCCAUGUUCCCCAGCCGCACUGAACAAACGGCCUCAAUUCGCACACGCAAUGAGGCCAGUUUUCGGUGGUGAUGUACAGAGCAGCGAUAAAAGAUUUAUUAACAGCGGA
This is a messenger RNA of Ixodes scapularis (black-legged tick), 720 nucleotides long. RefSeq names its product adrenodoxin-like protein 1, mitochondrial (gene Fdx1). Lineage: Eukaryota; Metazoa; Arthropoda; Arachnida; Ixodida; Ixodidae. Gene Ontology annotation, biological process: positive regulation of oxidoreductase activity; P450-containing electron transport chain. Gene Ontology annotation, cellular component: mitochondrion. The transcript is spliced from 6 exons. Gene Ontology annotation, molecular function: 2 iron, 2 sulfur cluster binding. Bases 89 to 634 code for a protein of 181 amino acids. The record is from RefSeq and is a predicted model, not a curated record.